AUGCCGCACAGGGCAAUGGACGAGCAGCGAAGGGCUCUCGCCGAGGAAGGUCUGAAGUAUUCUGCUGUGGCCCCUUUGGUGGAAGCCAUUUGGUCGAAGUACGGCUACGGCACGAAAGGCUGGGAUCCCGAUGGUUGUGUGAAGCAUUUCAAGACCGUUCUUGAGUUGAUGCAGAAGAACUCGAUCUUUGCCACUGUCGUAGCAAGUGGUGAUCAUGUUGCAGAAAUCGUGAAGAACCCAGAAGACUACUCGCAAGCACUGAUAGAUUUGGCCAAGGAAUUGAGUGACCCAGACAUGGGGCAGGAUGACGCGAAGGAUGUGGAAGACGACUGA
Molecule: messenger RNA, 333 nt
Organism: Fulvia fulva
Lineage: Eukaryota; Fungi; Ascomycota; Dothideomycetes; Mycosphaerellales; Mycosphaerellaceae
Exons: 3
Coding region: 1-333 (110 amino acids)
Source: RefSeq, a predicted model, not a curated record